Molecule: messenger RNA, 786 nt
Organism: Pyricularia pennisetigena
Lineage: Eukaryota; Fungi; Ascomycota; Sordariomycetes; Magnaporthales; Pyriculariaceae
Exons: 2
Coding region: 1-786 (261 amino acids)
Source: RefSeq, a predicted model, not a curated record
AUGGGUCUAUUCGACGACGCCGCCUCGGCCAUGUCCGGGACCCAGUCCUCUUCCCGCAAGCACCGGUCCUCGUCGCACAAGCAUCACAAGAGCAGCAGCCGCCGCGACCGGUCCAGAUCGCGCUCUCCGGGCAUCGCCGCGAGUAUUUUCGGCGGCGGUGACUACCACAAACGCAACUCAUCCCGGUCAUCCUUCUUCGGCCUGGGAGGAGACAGCCACUAUCACAAGAACAACGCCAGCCGGGGCAGCUUUUUCAACCUAGGGAAUGCUAGCCGGGGUAGUAUCUUUGGGUUCGGCGGCGGCCGCUCUCCAUCAUACUACAAACGUUCCCCGCGCCAAAACUUCAUGCAGCGCGCCUACAAGAAGCUCAAGCGUCUACUUCGCGACCUCGUCCACUACGCCAAGCGCCACCCUUAUAAGGUCUUCAUGCUCGUUGUGAUGCCCCUCAUCACCGGCGGGGCCCUGACCGCGCUGCUGGCCCGGUUUGGGCUGCGCAUGCCCCCGGCUCUCGAGAGCAUGCUGGGUCUCGGGGCGAAGGCGAUGGCUGGCGACAGCAUAGGUCUGGUCGGUGAGGCUGUGCGGAUGGCCAGUGGUGCCGGCGCCGGUGCGGCCAGCGUCAGCGUGGCGAGGGGUUGGGACGGUGAGCGAAGCUGGGAAAGGCGGACGGUAGACCGGAAUGGGGACGAUGACUUGCUGUAUGGGGCGUUGGGGAGCUUUGGGAGCUCGUUCAAUGGUGGUGGUGGCGGCGGUGAUUGGAUGGGAAAUGUGGCAAAGAUGUUUUCCUGA